AGAGGUUUGGCUGGAACGUGAACUGCCCUAAUGUGAGUCUGGCGAGAGCUCUGAUCCAUGAAUGGGUGGAUUGUUUUGUUUUGUUUCUUUCGGUUUCAUUCAAUCCGGAACCAAACAAACCACACCGAUCAACGACAAGAUGCCAACGGGAACGAAGCGAAAGGCCCCUCGACUAGUCACUAUCGACCCAAGUCAACUCACAGCCAUCCGGAGCACUACGACGAGCAACAGCAAUAGCAAGAAAUCAAAACUCAAACCACUCGAAUCUCAUUUCAACCCAUUCCAGAAGAGUACAAGGAACUCACAGGAUGGACAGAAGGAUAAACAAACUCAGACAUCCUCGAUUCCAGACAACCCCAGCCACGCGAAUGGAAUGUUGUGGUCCGACAAGUUCACGCCUUCUGACCCCUCCCAGCUAGCCGUCCAUCCGAAAAAAUUGGCCUUGAUUCAUACCUGGCUGAACGACGCGCUUCACGGCGGUUCCCAUACGCGCAAGUAUCGCAGGCUGCUUAUCCUCGCUGGCCCCGCAGGAUGCGGAAAGAGUACCAUCAUCCACACCCUCGCUGAACCGGCCCUGCAGACCCACGCACCUGGCCCAUCAGCCGCUGCAUCCGCUAAUAGGUCCUCAAAGUCAAAUAAUUCUAAGACAGUUUCUGCGCCAUCCGUAGAGGGAAUCGGUUAUGAAAUACUCGAGUGGAAAAAUACGGGAAACGAAUCAAGCGUAUCCAAACCGCAAGAGUUCAGUCUAUGGCUCAUGAGAGCCAGUGCAGGGCCGACCCUAUCAUUCGAGGACACCGAGGAGGAAUCGAUUGACGUCUCCUUACCAUCGACGAGUGAUCAGGUUGAGUCGGAUGAGAAGAGGAGAACGAAGCUGCCAACGUUGCUGCUAGUGGAUGAUCUUCCAAACCUAUCCCACAGCGAGACGGGGCGGAUCUUCACCAACGCGAUACGACAGCACCUGAACAGUCCACGCGUCUCGACGCCACCGCUGGUGCUCAUCGUUUCGGACACGACGGUCACGCCGGGUGCGAAUGGACUCGAGGAAUCGUUUGGGGGCCGUUCGGGCGGGUUCUCGGGCGCCGAAGACCGCGGCAUGAAUGUCCACACCCUCCUCCCCUCUGACAUCCUCCAUCACCCCGCUACCUGUCUCCUUAAACUUUUGCCCGUCAAUAACACCCUCAUGAAGAAAUUACUCGCCAGAAUUGCCCAAAGCGCCCCUACUCCUUCCUUCAAUCCUGGUCCAAAACAUUUCGACUUGGUCGUUGAGGCUUCCAACGGUGACCUUCGAGCCGCAUUGAAUAAUUUGCAACUCUUCUUCACUUUACCGACCCCUAAGAUGGAGAACGUAGGAGGAAAAUCUAAAAGGAAUUUACCACUGGCUGACGCCUCGUCUCUCUUCAACAGGCAAUUGUUGAGUUCUCGAGACGAGUCAUUGGUUAUCUUCCAUAGUCUAGGGAAAAUCCUCUACAACAAACGAUGGGGAGAUGAUGCAAAAGAAGAUGCAAAAGACAAGCGGGUACGAGGCCCCAAACCGGAUCCCUUGCCGGCCUUCUGGGCCGCAUACAACCGUCGCCAGACGAAGACCGACAUCGAUAGAUUAUAUUCCGAUCUGAGUGUGUCAGUAGAUCAGUUUGUCGUCUACUUGCACCAGAACUAUCCCCCGUUUACGGACACGAUCGACGAGGCCUCAUUUUUCCUCGAGUAUCUGAGCUUCUCGGACUCGACGAUGUCCUCUAAAGACCAGAAUCGAUACAGCCAAGCCUCGAUGAUAAGUUUCUACAACUUCCAUCUCGCCGCCCGUGCCAUCUUGCUUGGCCUUCCCUCUCCCGUCACGCGCCGGGGCCAGAAAUUCUUCAAACCCGCCCUCUGGGGCCAUCUCCGACAAGUCAACGAGAACGCCGCUCUUGUAGACUCGGCGCGCGACCAGCCCGGCCUGCUCGCUCGCCUUCGGCCGAACAAGACUCAACUGGACGAAGAGAUGAACGAUGAUCAAGAGGGACAUCGUCAUCCAAGAGAUCUCACAUCCGGCCCAACUCCUUCAGUUUUGAACGCCCCUAAGAAAGUCUUAGCUGUAGAGAUCUUGCCCUUCUUGAGCAUGAUCGCAUCUUCUCAGGGCCACAAAGCUACGUCAGAUAGCAUGAACGACGAGCUGCUCGAUCGUUUCUCUACGUUUGUCUAUCCGAAUGCGCGCGAUGCCCAGGUUGAGGGCCUGCUCUCGGAGGACGACGUGCCUGAGCCUGACCUCUCCCCCGCCGACCUUCCCUCCGUUAACCAUCUUCCGCCCAGACCGGAGCCUCCCCUCCGUCACAACCCACUUGGUAUUGUUGGCCAGGAAGCACUUCAGGAAGAAGAGGAUGAGAUGCUGUGGUUCGAGGAAGAGGACGACAUUGAAGAUUAG
Molecule: messenger RNA, 2398 nt
Organism: Puccinia graminis f. sp. tritici CRL 75-36-700-3
Lineage: Eukaryota; Fungi; Basidiomycota; Pucciniomycetes; Pucciniales; Pucciniaceae
Exons: 9
Coding region: 62-2398 (778 amino acids)
Biological process (GO): DNA repair; DNA damage checkpoint signaling; mitotic DNA replication checkpoint signaling
Molecular function (GO): chromatin binding
Source: RefSeq, a predicted model, not a curated record